Messenger RNA from Phyllostomus discolor (pale spear-nosed bat), 393 nucleotides. RefSeq names its product NADH dehydrogenase [ubiquinone] 1 alpha subcomplex subunit 3-like. Gene Ontology annotation, cellular component: mitochondrial inner membrane. The record is from RefSeq and is a predicted model, not a curated record. Lineage: Eukaryota; Metazoa; Chordata; Mammalia; Chiroptera; Phyllostomidae.
AGGCCGGAGCUGCCACCAAGAUCAAGACUCGGUGCCUCCUUCAAGAACUCCUGGGCCAAGGAGCCGGUGCUAGUUGUGUCCUUUACCAUUGGGGGCCUUAGUGUAAUUCUGCCCUCCUUCAGCCCCUACACUAAGCAUGCCGCCAUGAUUAACCAGGUCACACCUUACACUACCCACAACUACCCUGUCCCAGUCUGAGAUUAUGGGAACAUGCCCAACCACCCCCAGGGUCUAAACCUGCAGUGGCUGAAGAAACUGAGUAACUCCACUGAGAAGCUGACAGGACCCCACCCCAACUCUCCCCAGGUUCCCUGCUGCCCUGGGUAUGCUCGUAGCCUGGCUCCUGCCCAUCACACCAUCAGGCGGAGGCCCCUGCAGGCCCACACGUGCUGA